AUGAUUUGGUAUAUAUUAUUUUUAAAACUUAACAAUAGUACUAAUGAAGUAUCUAGUGAUACGGUUGAGAAUAAAAAUACAAAUUUAAAACGGAAACAAAAUGAAUUUGAUAAUCAACCUGUUUCAGAAAAAGCAAAAAAAAUAAACAAAACAGAUAACGAAGAAGAGUCUUCAAUAAAACGACAAAAAACAGAUGAAACAAGCAAAAUGAGUGGAGAAACCAUAACAGGAGAAUUAGAAGAACCGAUAACGUUUGAAGAAUUUAAAGAAAUUAUAGGAAUAGAAGGAUUAGAAGAAAUAAUGGAACCGGAUGCAAUAGAAGAAAUAAUGAAACUCGACCCAAUUAAAGAAAUGAUUCAAUCAGAUGAAUUUGAAAAAUUAACAGGAUUUUAUGAACAAACACAAUUUAAUGAAUUAGAAAAAGCAGGAAGUACACAAAAAAUCAUUUUAUAUCCUCAUAUAACAGAAGAAACAUUUAGUUUUUUUAAGGAGUUAGAUAAAAGAUUUAAUGUACCAUCUUCAGAUGAUAUUAAUCAACAAUAUAAAGAGAAUAUUUAUAGAAUUAUACAAAGAAAGGAUUUUUCAUUUCCAAUAACCACAAAAGAUUUUUACAAAAUCUUAAAAACAAAAGCAUUUAAUAAAUCUGAAUUAGAAAAAAUUGCUAAUUUAGAUUUAAAUACAAUUCAAAGUAAGUCUAACAAAUUGAAUUUUUUUGAAUGUUUCUUAUUAAGAUUUGUUCAUAUUUUAACAUAUCAAAACUAUAAGGAUUAUAAAGAAGAAAAUAUAGAAAUCAUUAAUAUACUCAUAGAUUUGUUAAACGAAUAUAUUAAGUUUUAUUCAUAUUUUUUAAAAUUAAAAGAAGUGGUUAUUAUGAUAAACAAUGAUGACAUUGAAAAUUUACAAACUACAAAAGAAGAAUUUAUUGAUUUAAUUGACAAAAAUUUUCUUUCUCGUUUUAAUUCUUUAACUAAAGAUGAGAAAUUUAAUGAAUUUGAAAAUUUUAUUGGAAGUAUAAACAGAUAUUUAAAAAGUGAUGCAUUUUUUAUAAAUGAAGAGAUAGGGGGUCUUAAUUUAUUUGAAUACUUUAAAGACAUUUCAAAAUCAUUUGAUGAUAGACUUGAUAAAAAUAAUAAGAAAAAAAUUCUUAAAUUAAUAAGUUAUAUAUAUCUUGGGUAUAUUCAUUUUUCAUGUAAAAUAGAUUUGAUUAAAUUAAAAAAAUGUUAUUUUACAGAUGAAAAAUCAAAACUUUUACGUGAUUUUAUUAAUUUAAUGAAUAGAGUUCCAUGGAAUAUUGAUGAAUAA
This is a messenger RNA of Hepatospora eriocheir, 1302 nucleotides long. The record is from the annotation of a GenBank genome assembly. Lineage: Eukaryota; Fungi; Microsporidia; Hepatosporidae.